This is a messenger RNA of Pyrus x bretschneideri (Chinese white pear), 2792 nucleotides long. Its product is annotated as probable ADP-ribosylation factor GTPase-activating protein AGD14. Bases 206 to 2329 code for a protein of 707 amino acids. NCBI's taxonomy places the organism in Eukaryota, Viridiplantae, Streptophyta, Magnoliopsida, Rosales, Rosaceae. The transcript is spliced from 13 exons. Gene Ontology annotation, molecular function: GTPase activator activity. The record is from RefSeq and is a predicted model, not a curated record.
UUUGUAGGCAUCAAAAGCAGAGUUUGGUUAAGCUCUGAGCUGUACAACAGCCAUAGCUACACGCCCUCCAAAGAUCUGUUACCUUCCAUUUGAUACACACGAAGCGAGGCAGUGGGUGGAUCUCUGCGACGACUUCGUUUGGCUAGAGUUCUGAAGAAGUAGGCUACUUCUUCCUCCAUCCGCAGCGAAUUGAGGGAGUGUGAGAAUGGCGAGUCGAAAGGAGGAAGAGAAAAAUGAACGAAUUAUUCGCGGCCUUCUUAAACUUCCCGAGAAUCGCAGAUGCAUCAACUGCAACAGUCUGGGGCCACAGUAUGUUUGCACAAAUUUCUGGACAUUUGUUUGCACGAACUGCAGUGGAAUACACCGUGAGUUCACACACCGUGUAAAAUCAGUAUCGAUGGCCAAAUUUACUUCACAAGAAGUUAAUGCCCUUCAAGAAGGGGGAAAUCAGCGUGCAAAGGAAAUUUAUCAUAAAGAAUUGGACCCACAACGUAAUUCCUUUCCUGACAGCAGUAAUGUUGAGAGACUUCGAGACUUUAUUAAGCAUGUAUAUGUGGAUAGAAGAUAUACUGGUGAGAGAAACUUGGACAAGCCUCCAAAGGGGAAAAUGGGUGAGAAAGAAGAUUCCUAUGACAACAGACGAGUGGAUUCAUAUCAGGGUGGCUCUCGAAGCCCGCCAUAUGAGGAUAAAUAUGACCGUCGUUUCAGUGAUAGGUCUAGUCCUGGUGGAAGAAGUUAUGAUGGGCAAAGAAGUCCGGGAUAUGAUCAAGAAAGUCGGCAGUCUGGUGAUUAUAGGAGAAGUCCUGGUCGACCCGAAAUUGUGAAUGAUUGGCGUCGAGAAGAUAGAUUUGGAAAUGGGAGUCGAAAUGAUGAUCGUAGAAUAUCUGAUGGAGAUUCUAAAGUGGAAGGAAAAUCACCUGAACGACCAAGAGAUCUAAAUUCGUCUAGUCCCCCUAUUGUACGGCCUGUUAGAGAGAUUUUGGGGGAGAACACAAUACCUCUCCGUAUAAUUGAACCUCCAAAAGCUAACAGUGCUAGAGCUACUGAUAGCUCUGUGCAUGCACAGAGAAGUGUGUCGUCCAGCAGCUUGGCCUCCUCUAAUGGGAACCCAGUGGAAGUGAAGCCGGAGACUUCUGGAAGUUUAAUUGAUUUUGAUGCUGAUAUUGAACCUACUCCAGCUGCUGCAGUUCCUCAAGCGCAACAACCUACUGUAGCUCAAUCCUUACCACAGCCAGCAAAUUUAACCAAUGACAACAAUUGGGCCUCUUUUGAUGUUGCUCCAGCAGUAACAGUACCUCAAGCUCCUGGGAAUGUGAAUUCAUUAGAAUCUCUACUAUCACAAUUAUCAGUUUCAGCACCUGUCCCUAGUUAUACUUCUGGGACUGCAGGUAAUAUUGGUGCUCCCACAGUUGCACCAGUAAGCAGCUUGUCAACAUUUCCCCCUGUUGGUGCUCCGGUUCCUGCCCCUGGAUCUCAAGCAUUCCCAGUAAAUGGUGGUAAUUUCCAUUUGAAAGAUGCUGCUUCUGGCCAAUGGCCUACCAUGCAGCAUCAUCAACCUUCAUUAUACCCUGUUACUGGUAUUCAACCUGCUGCACAACAAUACAUGCCUUCCGUCGAUGGAACUUCGACAAUUGCAUCACAGUCGUCAGCUGGGGAUGCAAAAUCUACUGGAAGAAGAGAACUUCCUGCGGAUAUUUUUGCAAUGAACUAUCCAUCCUUUCCUGCAUCAGUUCCUGGAUGGCAAACUGGUCCACGUGGUAUGGGGUUUCCUAUGCCAUAUAACACUGCAGUGCCCAUGCCCAAUUAUCAGCAGUCUUCAAAGUCAGCAAACCCAUUUGAUGUAAAACGUGAACCACAAAUACAAGCCUCAGCGUUUCCUUCCUUGCAAGCUCCCCUACCAAAUGCCCAGCCUUUAUCCCCAUUGGGUUUAAUGCGCACGUCCAGCCUUGGUGCUCCCUCGUCAGCAUGGAUGCCCCUCCAAUCAUCACCAUAUUCAUCAGCGGUGCCUCCCCAAGGACCACAAUAUGCAUCACAAGUGCCUCUUCAAGCACCACAGUAUGCAUCACAAGUCCCUCCACAGCCACCACAAUUUGCAUCACAAGUGCCUCCUCAGCCACCACAAUUUGCAUCACAGAUGCCACCAAGGGCCUACAUGGUGCAACAAGUUCCGAGUAGCAUCCCACCUUCCGGGUAUCAAGGGGCAGGAGGCUUUGGCACCGAUGGGGCGUCUUUUGGUUCAUUAAAUAUGGAUCAACAGCUGGCGGGUAGAUUCUCAGCGCCCGCUACCCCAAAUCCUUUCUCUUCGACGGGAGGAAAUCCAUUUGGGUAGAUGAAAAAAACACAGGAUGUCUCUAAUCCCAUUUAGGGUAAGCAUCGUCUUGCUGCUCCCGCCGCACGUCAAAUUGCUGGAUGGAAAGUUUUGGUUUCCAUCUCUGUAGUUUUUAAGUUAUCCGAUGCAGCCUAAUGCGAGAUUGUUCUAUUGGAUCAUCACCGGGGGUCACAAGUCAAAAGGUCGACUUCCCGUCAUGUACAAUUUGUUUGUUGUUUGUAAGAGAGAAAGAGAGAGAGUAUAGUUAAGAGGGGAAUUAAGUUGUAGAGUUUGCUUCAAUGGGGACCCUAGGUGUCUUCUUUUUUCAAGCCAAGGUGUUUCUUUUUUCCUUUUUAAUUUUCUUUGCCUACUUUGUUGUAUGAUGUUGCAUCUCAUUAUUAUGCUGUGAGCUCAUUGAGUCUAAGGUAGUUGGUGGAACAGUAACAAUGAUUUUACAGUGAAUGCAGUUUGUACGUUAAUACCA